Molecule: messenger RNA, 2847 nt
Organism: Plodia interpunctella (Indianmeal moth)
Lineage: Eukaryota; Metazoa; Arthropoda; Insecta; Lepidoptera; Pyralidae
Product: beta-1,3-galactosyltransferase 5-like
Exons: 7
Coding region: 410-1456 (348 amino acids)
Cellular component (GO): Golgi membrane
Molecular function (GO): hexosyltransferase activity
Source: RefSeq, a predicted model, not a curated record
CCAGAGGCAGUAACGACUCGGCUAUAUUGGGAGAGAGACGUGUGUGCUACAGUUUUUUUUUCAUUUAUCGUUUCGUUAAAAAUAGAUUUGUGUAUUACAGUGAAUUCUCUGCAGCUUGUCGUGAUUGGUGAAAUGUUUUUGUGAAGUGAAUAUUGUGUUAUUUUUAAAAAAGCUGUGUGAACACGUGGUUUGGAUAACUUUUGUUAUUUAUGCAAAAAUACACGGUGAUUCUGAAUGAUUAACAUAUUUUUAGUUUAGACUAAUGAGGUUAUCUAAUGAAAUUUGUAGUCAGUGUGCAGGAAUUUCUACUUGUAUUUUUUUCUGUUCGACUGAUAGUUCCAGCGAUUAAUUUAAACAAAAAAAAAAUGAAAAUGUUUGAAGCGAUCAUUUUGCGGCAGCACGCAGCAAAAUGACAAAGAAUACUCAAGAAAUGAUCGGGAUCAGCUCGCCCAGGAUCUAUGGUCGCUACAAAAUCCUUCUGCUCUGCCUGGCUGUCUAUGCACUAGUGGUGUUGACCAAGUUAUGGCACAGUGCGGAGAUCGGCCAGGCGCUCCUGCUGCCGGCGCCGGCGGACCACCUGGAACAUUACCGGAGGACCAGGAGAUUGGAGGACUAUUUAGAUAACAUACAGAUUCUAAUAGAGCCAUCUCACACGCCGUGCGACGGGCCUGAACGGGUGCCGCUGCUGGUUCUGGUGGCCAGCGCCCCGGGCAGGCUCGACCGGCGCGACGUCAUCAGGGGCACUUGGGCGAAGCGGCAACCCACGUACUUCGUGCUCGGGACCGAACCCCAAGGAAUCGAUGGGAGCUUUGCGGACAUCUAUCUCGAAGCGAAAGAACACGGCGACAUGAUUGUGUUCGACCUGGUGGACCACUACCAGAACCUGACCCUGAAGACGGCUCUGAUGCUGCAGUGGACCCUAAGGAGGUGUCCGCAGACCGAGUUCCUGUUUAAGACUGAUGACGACGUGUUCGUCAACCCCUGGAUGCUGGAAGAGGUGCUCCAGGAUAAUGAGGAUUACAAACUAGUUGGGUACAUGAAGAACAACAGCAGAUUACAUCGGGACGCGUACAAUAAGUGGUUCUCACCUCGCUGGCUGAGAUUUGAGGACCACCUCCCGGAGUACCUCUCGGGGACUGGGUACCUCAUCAAUGGUGAAUACAUUGAAAAAAUACUAAAAGCCGCCAAGAAAGUGCCAUUAUUAAAUUUAGAAGAUGUAUAUUUUACUUAUCUAGUAGCUAAGGAAAACCUAGGGUUUAACUUGAAACACGACAGGAGGCUGAGCCCAUACAAACCCUUGAUAUCCACCCCGUGUUCCUAUGUGGGCCUCGCGUCUAUACACAGUCUCAGUCCAGAUGAAAUUUAUGCAGCUUGGACUAAAUUGUUGAAAGUUGUGAACAACAAUCAAACAUGUGAUAAUUACAAGUUUUUGUAUAGUGAUUGGCUUUUAUAUUGAUUUAUUUUUAAUGUAAAAAUGUGUUUAUUGAUCUCUUUAUUUGAAGCAACGAGCUAUUUGUUGAUUUUAAGUCCUCUGUGGCUUAUCAAAUACUUAUAAACCUUUGAAAUUUUGGUAAACGGAUAUAACAUAACCUGGAAUAACACAUAGGGUACUUUUUGUCCCGAAAUUCCCACGAAAGCAAAGUCCCAGGGCGCAGUAUAACUGUAUAAUUAUAUUUGCUACAAAGCUGUUACGAAAUGAGACGAAAUGAGAAAUUGUAACAAAGGACAAAUUAAUAUUAGGUAGGUAGUAUACUUUUGUAUAACCUUUCAAAAUAACGUCGCGUGGGUCUAGUGAAGUGUUAGACAAGUCUUCAUAAAAAUCAUGGAAUUAGUAGGUACUCCGUGCACGAAGUACUUACUAAAUCCAUGAUAAAAAUUAUGUGUUUAUAUCAUUGAUGUUGAACUACUUAUAAUAUUUUAAUCUACACUCUACACACUAUGAAGAAAAUGAGUUUCAGAAAGUUUUUUAUUAUUAUUUUUGUUAUUAUUGUUUAUAUUUCUAAAAGGUAAUACUUAAUGUACUUAAAAAUAGUAUUUUUCAAGUUAUAAAUAAGUAGAUAUACGAUUUAAAAAGAGUGGAUUAACGUUUUUAAGUGUGCUCAGUUUACAUACUUAGAGUACAUAUAUAAUAUAAACAAAAUAUGUGAUAACGCGUAGGUUUGUUUGUGCUUCUUUCACGUCAAAACGGUGCAUUGGAUUGAGGUGAUUAUUUUGUGGUGUGAAGAUAAUAGGAGACCUGGAGAGUGACAAAGGGUACUUUUAUUUUCCAGAUGGACCCAUUUGCAAUAGUUUAUAUUUUAUACAUUUUUAUAUAUACCUAACCUAUUAUGGGUGACGCCAUAUUUUUUAACGCUUAUUUCAAGGGUUGAAUUGAAUAUUAUGAUAAACCUAUGUCGCUGUUUGUCGACUUUAACGAAGUGAAUGAUAGGCUUUAACGAGUUUGUAGCGCGAUAACUUUCGAACCGUUGGUCCGGUUUUGAUGAAAUUUAAAAGGUAUGUAGGAUCUGUCAAUGGAAUUUUUAAGUUCGUGCGGCAUCAAAAUCGGUUAAGUCGUUCUUGAAAUAUUCACAAUUUUGUAGAAAAAACUCAUCAAAAAAUUAUUGUGUUCGCGAGGUUAAGUUCACGGCGAACAACUAGUUAAAACAGAAGCGAUUUUGCUUAUGAUCUAAGUUAUGUUAAAAAUGUUCAAUAACUAGGUAUAAGUAGGCUAUGUUGAAAUGUCCAAUCUGAGAACCAAUAUUUAUAUUGGAAGCUUUGUACAAUAUCAAAUCAAUCAUGUAACAUUGACGUAUUUGUAUUUUUUGUAAUUUUGAUUAAAUAACAGUAAAGAUCAAAGAUUAAUUUAUA